Saprolegnia parasitica CBS 223.65 is the source of this 899-nucleotide messenger RNA. RefSeq lists its product as hypothetical. The record is from RefSeq and is a predicted model, not a curated record. The transcript is spliced from 2 exons. NCBI's taxonomy places the organism in Eukaryota, Oomycota, Saprolegniomycetes, Saprolegniales, Saprolegniaceae. Bases 130 to 795 code for a protein of 221 amino acids.
CUCGCCAGAUCAUACUUUCGAUGUUUCUGCAAGCGAUCUUGGGCCGCACUCUGGACGAGCGGGAGGUGCGGUACCGCCAGCGCAGCCAGACCAACCAGCGCCGGUACCGCCAGCGCAAGAAGGCGGCGCAUGCCCGCCUCGAGCACGACGUCCUCGCGCUGCGCUGCGCCAACGACGCGCUCACAAACGAACGAACUCCGCUUGGCGCAGGGGGUCUGCGUCGUCCAUGAACGCGCGACGCGCGUCGCGCACGGCUACUAUAGCGUCUUCGAACACGGGCUGCAGGUCGCGGCCAUAGAGAUGCAGCGCGCCUAUCUGCGCAGCGCUAUGUCGCCCAACCUCGUCGUCAUGGGCGAUACGCGGGUCGAUGGCGCCACCAAGCUUCUCGAGCAAGAGCACUUGUACACGACGCUCUUUCACUCACAACACUUGCACCUCGAACACGUCAACGUCGUCGUCGACACGGACGACGACGUUGUCGUCAAGACGAUAGGGCUCCUCUCGCUACGGCUAUCGCGGCGCUCAAUUGAGACCCUCUACCCAAGCCUGGUCGGCGCCGACGAGGGUGCUGUGCAGCGUCUCGUCGGGCGCGUGCUCCAAGUGCGCGUUGUGAGCCACUUUUACAUCAGCAAGACAACGGGACUCGUCGAGGAGCUCGUGGUGGACGCCGACACGAUGCUCGCGGCCGUCAACCUUCUCGGGGACAUUACGCAGUCGCAGCUUGCGCUCCAGAGCUCGGCGCUGCGCCCAACCGGCGAGCUCUACGUCGACGAUAAGAUCUUGGAGCUACCCUAGUCAUUCUCUUUCAAUCCAACACCACACCGAUGGUCAUACGUAACGGCGGCGAUCCAUCCUACCACGGGAAAGACCAUUUUUGCAUGGAGCUUCCAGCACCGACC